Molecule: messenger RNA, 4233 nt
Organism: Wasmannia auropunctata (little fire ant)
Lineage: Eukaryota; Metazoa; Arthropoda; Insecta; Hymenoptera; Formicidae
Product: ATPase family AAA domain-containing protein 2-like
Exons: 16
Coding region: 311-4153 (1280 amino acids)
Biological process (GO): positive regulation of transcription by RNA polymerase II
Cellular component (GO): nucleus
Molecular function (GO): chromatin binding; histone binding; ATP hydrolysis activity
Source: RefSeq, a predicted model, not a curated record
GUGUGCAGUGUACAGAUGAUACGGAUUUUGCAAUUGAACUCGAUCCGGAAUCCGUGCCGUCUCGGUCCUCUGAUGCCGUUCGGCGGGCAGUAACGUCGACCGCACGACUCCACCUGACGCUGAACGAGGCGACGGGCUCGACCGACACCACCACGGAGACGGCGAUCCGUGCCCAGGCGUGCUCGCACUCUUCCGGAGCAGGACACAGGUCCCCUCGCGCGGUCGCACAGCUCUAGCACUAUCCCACGCAUAUGACGGACAUUCGCGAUUUUAACGUUUUCCCUGCGCAACGGCAACAAGAAUUAGCCAGAUGAAGAUAAUGUCAGAUGAUGACGCUGCACUGGAUUCAAUGGAUACCGAGGAAGAGAUGUUUUCUCCUCGCAACCACAGCUUGGAGUCGAACGUCAGGCGGCCCAAGAGCCUGCGCAAGCUGAGGUCACAUUCCGGCUCUAAUUCCCACAUAACUAGAAACAAUCUGAGUGUACGUCGCAGUACACGUAAUAGAAUGCAAACUUAUGACAAUCUUAAUACAAGCUGGAUUCUAGGAACGCAAACUUUGAAAGGAUAUCCUAUGUUUCAACAACACCCUUCUUCUUCGGACAAAGAGAUGGUAGAUGAUGUCCCUGGUAGGAAACGCGAUGUCCGUGAACGUAUGCCAUUGAGAUCACGCGAAAAUCAUCCUCCAAAUAAAAAUCCGACGAGGCAUCUAAGGGAACGAACGGAGCACGACCGACAAAAUAGCAGGGAACUUCGAGCUAGAGUAGUCGAUCGUGAGCUUAAGGAAAGAACUGAGCCGGAAAAGGAUGUCAGCGAACAGCCGAGACCAGCGAACGAGGAGAAAGACACUAGAACAAGAAAGUCUGACAGUCCAAACAGAUUUAGAGAGGGUCCUGUAACCAGAUUAUGCGGAAGUGUGAUUGAGAAAACUGAGAAGCCCAAAGUCGAGCAGGAGGAGGCGGAUGACGAUAGUUCGCGCGAAAGUGAAAAGCCAGAUAAUAAUGAUAACGACAAUUCAGAAAACGAAGAUGGAUAUGAGGAUAUGUAUACGCGCAUUAAGAGGACAAGGCGUACGGCUCAACGACAACUGCCAAGAGUGGUGGAUAGUGAUCUAAGCGAAUCCUCGGAUUCUCCUGGGCCUAGGAAGUAUAGUUUACGACAAAAAAAGCCUACCGUAGAUAGGUUUCAAGCUAACGUAGAGCCAGUUAGACGUUCUAUUAGAGCCCUUAGAAGUGUUCUCAGCAAUUCGAUGAGAAGGAGGAAGCAUAGAAGUAAGAGCACGAGUUCUGCUGACUCUAGCGACUCCGAGCCUCAGCGUUAUGACAAGAAGAAGGGCAAGAAAGCACGACAAUCGGCUAUACCGCAAGGCGGUCCACCAGAUCGGAAAGCUGACAUAAAUCCUAUCACCUUAGAUACUAACAUUAGAUUUAACGACGUCGGAGGUCUGGAAACCCAUAUUCACUGCCUUAAGGAGAUGGUCAUCUUUCCUAUGAUGUAUCCAGACGUUUUUGAGAGAUACGACGUUACCCCACCGAAGGGUGUCUUGUUCCAUGGCCCGCCAGGAACUGGCAAGACACUGAUAGCUAGAGCGCUAGCAAAUGAAUGCAGUCAAGGCAACAAGAAGAUGGCGUUCUUUAUGAGGAAAGGAGCGGACUGUCUGUCGAAGUGGGUCGGGGAAUCGGAACGGCAAUUGAGAUUGUUGUUUGAACAGGCUCAACAAAUGAAACCGUCCAUAAUAUUUUUUGACGAAAUAGAUGGUUUGGCACCGGUCAGAAGUACUAAGCAGGAUCAGAUACAUGCCAGUAUUGUAUCUACGCUCUUGGCACUCAUGGAUGGUCUCAGUGAUAGGGGACAGGUUAUAGUUAUCGGUGCGACAAAUAGAAUCGACGCAAUUGAUCCAGCACUGCGAAGACCUGGCCGUUUUGAUCGCGAACUGUAUUUUCCCUUACCGGCCAUGAAAGAGAGACUAGAAAUUCUGAAAAUUCACGUUAGCAAAUGGAAAAAUCCGCCGUCUGAUCAAUUACUGGAGAUACUGGCGGAGAAAGCGACUGGCUAUUGCGGUUCAGACUUGAGAGCUUUAUGCACCGAGGCAGUGCUGCAGGGAUUAAGGAGAACUUACCCGCAAAUUUAUAUGACAAACGACAGAUUAUUGCUGGAUCCGGAGAGAGUCGAAGUAAAGAAACGUGACUUUAUGCAAGCAAGCUCUAUGCUCGUUCCGUCGUCGCAUAGAGUGGCUCCGUGCGCAGGAAGAAAAUUACAGCUCUUUAUGGAACCGCUAUUAGCAUCUUCGUUGGAAGAGUUACUUAAUUUAAUAAGAGGAAUAUUUCCUCAAGGUGUAAAUCCUGCAAUGGCGAAAAUGAGAAAUGUCAAGGGUAUCCAUCGCCCAAGAUUAUUGAUCUCGGGUGGCAGUCUUUCUGAGGGUCAAGGACCUUAUUUAGCUCAAGCAUUGCUGUAUUGUAUGGAACAUCUGCCAGUUCAAAUUUUAGAUGUCAGCACACUGUUCGCAGAAAGUGCUCGAUCCCCAGAAGAAACUUGCGUGCAGGUAUUUAACGAAGCGACUAGGAAUGUGCCGUCCAUAAUUUACAUUCGAUCGAUCAAUCAAUGGUGGCCUCUCGUGCCGGAAACAGUAAAAGCGGUUUUCCUAUGCCGUAUCGCAGCACUCGAUCCUUCAUUGCCAAUUUUGAUUCUCGCAACGAGCGACGCAACGUAUCAAGAUCUCCCUGAUCAGCUAAAGAACUUGUUUAGUGAAUUGCGCGGGGAGGUGUAUUCCAUGAAGACUCCUACCACCGAGCAAAGAAUAAAAUUUUUCCGGCCCAUUUUUAUUGUUCAGAGUCUAAGACAGCCACAGAUCAAAAGCAACAAAGUAGAGGUUUUAGAAGCACUGCCAUUAGCGCCGAAUCCGUUGCCAAAGAAAUUAACGGAACAGGAGAAGCGGAUCAUGUACGAGAAGGACGAAGUGUCUCUGAGAGAGUUGAGAAUUUUCCUGAGAGAAAUAUGCGCUAAAUUAGCGAGAAAUCGACAAUUUUUCAUGUUUACGAAGCCAGUGGACACGGAAGAGGUACCGGAUUAUAAUCUGAUAAUAAAGCAGCCGAUGGAUCUGGAAACGAUGAUGACCAAGAUCGAUAUGAACUGCUAUCUCUGCGCCCGCGAAUUUCUCGAUGACAUUGAUCUCAUAUGCAGAAAUGCUCUAGAAUAUAACCCAGACAGCUUACGUGAUAGGCCCUCCCUCGGAAUAUUAAAGAGGGAUCCCGCGGACAAAUUGAUAAGACAUCGAGCGUGUUCAUUGCGUGAUAACGCUUACGCUUUAAUAAAAGCCGAACUGGACUCCGAUUUCGAGGAUAAGUGUCGCGAAAUUUCGAAGAAUCGUCGAAUUUUAGAGAGCCAUUGUGAUAAUGAGGAAGAGAGCAAGAAUUCCAAGCAGGAAUCUACUUCCACAAACGAGCGAGCGGAGAAGAAGGAGUCUGUAAAUUCUAGUCAUUCUCUCGUUGUGAACGGAAAGAAAUUCGGUAGUUCGAGAAAGCGUAAAAUACCCGCUUGGGCUCGCGGUUAUGUGAAAAAAGUUCAUAAGAAGAGAAAGAUCGCUUUCGACGAGAACGUUACCGAGGCGGUCGCGAAUAAAUCGUUAAACAAUGAAACCACCACUAGCAUUGAUCUAGAAAAAUUCCAGGAAUUUGAGACCGAGGCGAAUAGCGUUUUGAACGGGCAUAUGGGACUGUUCGACAAUACAGAUUCGGAGAACGAUUCGCAGAAUGAGAAUUCAAAGGGGAGUCAAAACUGCACUGUCACAGAUCAACGAAUAGAUAAUCUCGAUGAAAUGAAAAUAUGCUUCGUGGAGGAAGACAAGCCGGUGGGAAAUGGCGAUUCGAGUUCGUCGUCUCGACGCGAAAGCACGGACGAAUUGUCGUUUGCCAUCGAAAGCGAUACCAGUCGGGAUAAGAUUGAAGAAAAUGAGAAAGUUUUAGUUGACAGAAACGAGCUCGAAGAUGCGUUAAAUUUUACCGUCGAAGUAACGAAGGACUUUCCCGUCGAGGUAUUGUGCGAUAUCUAUGUGCAACUAAGCAGAUGCGUUGGGAAGUAUGCUCAGAAAUACGAUAGAAAAUCACUGCCAAAGGACUUGCUCAAGGAAAUGGCAAAGUACAAGUCACAACGUCAGUAGAAUACAAUACGCAGGUAUGAAAGAAAAUGCAUGUUACUAACAAGACAAACGUGCUACAUAAUUACGCCAUUGCGCCACCU